AGAGAGUCCUCUAAUCGGAUUAGGAGCGCGUCUGUAGGUUAGCGGGCUGCCGUCUCUGUUUUUUUCUGGACAGGGUGCGUUUACGUUCUCCUGUAGUUCCACUUUGAAGAAACGAAGUCACUCUUUUCCGCACGUGCGCGUGAAACGGAUAUUCCGACUCAGCGUGGUUUCGCUUUGGAGGCGCGCGACGCAUCUCACUUGGUGGGACGUUCGCGGCUGACGGGAGCGUAGACACGUGCCACUCUCCCGAAAUGACUGACAGCUAGAUUCGCCGAACUCGUUGGACUUUCAAAGCGCGCGCGGCCGUAGUUCGCGCGCCCAUUGGGGAUGUAGCCCACUCGUUUGGGGACAAGAGUUUGUGAGUUUUGCUUUGGAGACGCUCGGUUCCAUGAGCGCGCUCUCCGCCGAGCACUGCGCCAGGCUCGCGGGUUAGAUGGUGCUGAUCACCGACAGCCGGGAUGGAGGAGGCUCCUCGUCCGCCCGGGUCGCGCAGCAACAGAAAGUGGCUGCAAACGUCGCGCAGAUCCACCCGACCACCACCGAGGAGCCGCUGACUAACUCCGGCGACGAGGCCGACGAGGAGGGCGACGGGGGAGAGGACGACGACGACUUCGAAGAAGUUGACUUCGAGGACGACGGCGGCAGCGUCGCGUCGGACGACUCGUUCUACCCCCCAGAUGAUGCGUUCGCGGACUCCGAGCGGUCCCCGUCUCCGGACAGUCCGGAGCCGCUGUCGUUGUUCCGGGCGUGCUGCACGAACAACGCGGCUAUCGUCCGGAUCAUGACACGGCACGGAGUGACCGAGGAGGAGGUCAAGCAGGCGGACAAGAACAACAGGACAGGACUGUUGGUUGCGUGUUACCAAGGUUACGUGGACGUUGUCAUAGCGCUGUCUCAGUGUCCUCAUCUGGAUGUCAACUGGCAGGACAGCGAGGGAAACACAGCUCUCAUCACCGCAGCGCAGGCAGGCCACGUAACAAUCACCAACUAUUUACUGAACUACUUCCCUGGAUUGGACAUAGAGAGGAGAAACUGCCAUGGCUUCACAGCGCUGAUGAAAGCUGCCAUGCAGGGCAGGGUGGAGUGUGUGCGCGCGCUAAUGAUGGCAGGGGCUGCUCUGAAUGCCAAGGACUUUGGCCGCAACUUCACGGCCAGGGAGUGGGCUCUGUUUACUGGCCGCUAUGACACCGCCUGGUUGAUGACGCGUCUGAUGGAGAGACCCUGUCCACGCCAGUACCGCGACACGUACAGUCUAGAGUGGGCCCCCAUGGCGUCACUGGUGGCCAAGGCCCAGGAGCCCCGUGGCUGUCUGAAGCGCCUGUCUGAUUCCGUGAGAAACAUUUUCAACAUUGCAAAUGUGACCAACCCUGAGGACGAAGGCGUUAUCGACCACAUGGUUUCCGUAACAACAGCCCUGAGGAGCCCCUUCAUUGCUGUGACCUGCCAUACAGUCUGCCCUGACAGUCCCCCAAGCGUGGGUAAGCGGCGCUACGCAGUUCCUGAGAUUGUCCGCCAGCAUCGUAGCAAGGAGCUUCACUGCGGUCACCCGGACAGGAUGGAGAGCCACCUCAAACUGUUCGAGAACUCUCGGGUCACCCUAGUGGCCAAGAGCUGUGUGGAGCGCAGGGCCAGCCUCCAGCCCCAGAGCCUGGCGGCCCGGCACAGGAGCUCCAGCCUGGGCGCGGUGGCUCAUAACGAAGCCCUGGAGCUGCGAAGAACCAGCCUCCUCCCCAUGCACGUGAUGCUGAGGCGGAGCAGCGUCAGGCCGGGGCUGUCCAUUCCCAAAGUCAGGGUGUCCAAGGCACCCGCGUCUUCCUACGAGCCGGAGAAGGUCCGGCGGAAGAGCAGCGCCAAAGACGGAGGGGGGCACCUGCUGCAGAUACCAAAGUGGAAAUACAAGGAGUUAAAGGAAGAGAGGAGAAAAGCUGAGGAGGCCGAACGCAGAAGGUUGGAGGCUGUAACUAAGAGACACCUUGCUGCUGGGAAAAGGAAAUAAGACUAUUACCUCAGCAGAAAAGACAAACUGCUCAGCAUAAGUUGCACAGACUUGGCUCCAGUGUUUUUUUUUUUAUAAUCUCACGAGCUCAGGGUGAGUCUAGAAUAACCUGUAGGACAGAAGGUGACUUCUAGUCAAGGCUUCAAGAAAAUAUUAGCUGAUUCUUAAAGCUGUUGCGAUGUCAAAUAGCCCACGGGAUUUGAUACUUGAAAUGUUUAUAGAUAACGUAUGUUUUUGUAUUUAUGGCUUUUUAAUGGACUGUCAAGGCCAAUUUUGUUACAUGUUGGAACUCAGUGAAUCAGUGUUAUUUUAGUCUGUAACACUGUGUGAGUGCUUUUUACAGAACGUACAGUUCUGCUUAGAAUGAAUGCAAAUAAUUUGAAAUGUCACAGAGAACUGUAUAUAAAAUACUAAUAAAUAUGACCUAUUGGCUGUGACAGCCAAACAUACAGCACAGUAAGCUUUGUAUAGGACCUAAUGCAUUUCACAGCACUGUGUAGAUGCUAUCGUUUUGCUUUUUGACAAACUCUUGAAUGUACUUUGCAUAAAUAUAUAUAAUAGAUAUUUAAAUGCUUUUUUUAGACAAACUUUUACAUUUUUUAUUCUAUACUGACUUUCUACUAACUGACCUUUUCACAAAUACUGAACAAAAAGUUUCUAGAAUGAAACCGUAGAGCACUUGUCCGCCAGCAUCGUAGCAACAAAGGUUGCAACAAAGCUCAAUGUCUUUCCCAGAUGUUUACAUUGCAAAAUCCUAUUACCACUGGUAAUAUUACAGACACAGCGACAUGCAAUAAAUGAGACUGAGAUGUGCGUUGGUUGUGCAUGAACUUUGCAGGGUUUGUAGGUAAGAACCAAAAACACUUGUGCUAACAAGAGCAAUGGAUGUGGUCGUGACUGAGCCGAUAAGCGACUGUUUUUAUUAGGAUGUCAGGACAUCUUGUUUUGGAAAAUGAAGAUUAUUGGUUUACAUAAAUAUAUUUUAUCUCUAGGGGCCUGCAAAGAACAAUAAACAAAUGUAAAUUACCAAACCAUUUAAAA
Betta splendens (Siamese fighting fish) is the source of this 3037-nucleotide messenger RNA. RefSeq names its product ankyrin repeat domain 33ba (gene ankrd33ba). The transcript has 6 exons. The record is from RefSeq and is a predicted model, not a curated record. Gene Ontology annotation, molecular function: protein binding. NCBI's taxonomy places the organism in Eukaryota, Metazoa, Chordata, Actinopteri, Anabantiformes, Osphronemidae. The coding region runs from base 434 to 1996 and encodes 520 amino acids.